UUCCCCAAAUCUGUUUAGCGAUUAACUAGACAAGUUCUCCUUAACUAAAGACAGUAUUCUUACGCUAAAGUUGAUCCAUGUUCUGUCGGUGAGAUAGAGCCGAAGUUAAUUAGAGUCGAGAGGUAGAGUCGAGGUUAAUUAACCCACGAAGAAGAAGAAUUAGCCGAACAACGAAAUUACUAAUGAACGUUGAUUGCCGAUCAGGAUGGAAUCAGUGUAUGUUAAAACGAAGAGAGAGACGCGCAGGCCAAACAGUAGAACAAGUUUUGUUUCGUGGAAUGUGAAGGAAGCAAAGAAAUGUUCAGCACUGGUUAAAUUUCUAAUCCUCACUAUCGCUCUACUGAUAGUAUGUUGCCUUGUCUUACUGAAUCUGUACUUGAGGGAGCACGCACGAAAUCUCACCACCGAGGCUGUAGAGAAACCAGAGACAACAACUACAAGGAUACCUGAACACGAAAAAUAUCAUGGCGGUAUGUGUUGGACAACAGACUGUCUACAUGCGGUAUCAGACUUGCUGAAUUCAGUUGACCCUUCAGUGGACCCUUGUACGGAUUUCUAUCAGUACGCUUGUGGAGGAUGGAUGAAGAAGAACCCGAGGCCACUUACAUCUAGAAAAUGGGAUCAGUUUGAGAAACUGACUGCAGAAAACAAUGAAGUGCUCGAGAGACUACUUAAAAAUAAAGAACUGAAAGCUAAAUACUCUAAGGAGGAGGCGGUUUGGAAGGCUCUGGCAUAUUAUGAUUCGUGCAUGGAUGUUGCCGCGAUCGAGCGACUGAAGGGCGAACCCCUUGAGUUGCUUAUCAAGGAAUAUGGCUCGUGGAGCAUCACAGAUACUAACUGGGAAGAAGAAGAAUGGGACUUGAUAUCUCAUCUUGCGAGGAUUCAUAAAGAUUUAGUUGUACCAGUUUUGUUUUCCAUGACUGUUUCGAUUGAUAACAAAAACAGCUCACACAAUGUAAUUACGUUUGGAGAGUCCUACACCUCACUGUCACGACGAGAACUUCUUACAAAUGACUCAGAGAGCCAGCGGGUUCGUAAUGCAUAUAGAGAUUUGAUGAGGAAUUUGACCAUCAAACUUGGAGCUGGGGAAGAUUCAGAAGAUGAUCUGUUAAAGACGUUUGAGUUCGAGAAAGAGCUGGCAAAGAUAUCUACCCCAAGAUCUAGACGACCAUCCUUUGAAGAAGCUUACAAGAAGCUCACGUUAUUAGAAAUACAGGAGUAUACCGGUGACUUCUUCAACUGGACGAAAUAUGUGCAAGUAGCGAUGGAGGAUAAUACAUUUCAUGUUAACAGCCAAACCAAAGCCGUGGUCUAUUCUUUGGAAUAUUUAAAAAGACUGGUCAAACUCCUGAGCAUUACACCCAAAAGAACUAUUGCUAACUAUAUGAUGUGGAGAGUGGUCAAGUUAAAGUUUCUACAACUAAGCAGCGAUUUUGUCGAAUUGUUCAAAUAUUAUUACCUCCAAGCUUUCAAUUACUGGAGUGACUCGGACCAGCAUCAGCUCUGUCUCAUGGCAACUUCACAGAAAUUUGGAAUACCCCUUUCGAAAGUCUUCCUUGAUCAAAAGUUCUUUGGUGACAGCAAGGAAUUGGCAAAGGACAUCAUUGGAAACAUCCGCGCGGCAUUCAUCUCCAACAUUGGAAAACAAGACUGGAUGGAUGAAAAAACACAGAAGGUGGCCGUAGAGAAGGCGGAGGCUCUAAUCGAAAACGUAGGAUAUCCUGAUUACAUAAUGGACGUUGAAUAUAUGACCCAAAGAUAUAAAGAGGUAACCAUAGACCCAAAAACAUAUUUCAACAAUGAUGUUUCAGUUACAAAGCGUCAGAAUAUCGACAAACUUGCAAAAGCUGGAACAGCCGUGGACAAGACUGAAUGGCCUUUUCCGCCAACAAUGCUUAAUGCAUUUUACGCCUACAACGAGAAUAAGAUGGUCUUUCCAGCUGCUAUUCUGCAACCACCAUUUUAUAACCUGUUGUAUCCAAGAGCAAUGAACUAUGGUGCUAUUGGAGGAGUCAUGGCCCAUGAAAUUACCCACGGAUUUGAUGAUACAGGAAAGCUUUACGACAUUGACGGUAAUAGAAGAAGAUGGUGGAGUAACUCAACCCUCGCUAACUUUCAAGAAAGGUCUCGUUGUUUGGUCGAUCAGUACUCGAAUUAUACAUUUUAUGGGAACCAGGUGAAUGGCGAGAAUACUUUGUCAGAAAACAUAGCUGAUAAUGGUGGUGUUCGCGUAGCUUUUGAGGCAUACCGGAAGUGGGUUAGGGACCAUUGGGAGGAACCUAGGCUUCCUGGUAUGAUGCUGACAAACGAGCAGGUUUUUUUCAUUAGUUUUGCAAGGAACUGGUGUAGCCAUUACAGCGAUAGAGCUGCUCGUGUAGCAACGAAAUACUUCGAUCAUAGUCCCAUGCCAUGGAGGGUGAAUGGUACUCUCAUUAAUUUCCCGGAGUUUUCAAAGGUGUUCAAUUGUCCUAUGGGUUCACCAAUGAAUCCUGAACACAAAUGUAAAAUUUGGUGAAAGUUACUUCUAAGAAGAACACUAGCAAACCUUAACGUGAUGUUUAGCAAUUGAGAAAUAAAAUACGAAAUACCUUA
Pocillopora verrucosa is the source of this 2592-nucleotide messenger RNA. Its product is annotated as endothelin-converting enzyme homolog. Gene Ontology annotation, cellular component: plasma membrane. Lineage: Eukaryota; Metazoa; Cnidaria; Anthozoa; Scleractinia; Pocilloporidae. Gene Ontology annotation, biological process: protein processing. Gene Ontology annotation, molecular function: metalloendopeptidase activity. The record is from RefSeq and is a predicted model, not a curated record.